Cuscuta campestris is the source of this 2022-nucleotide messenger RNA. The record is from the annotation of a GenBank genome assembly. Lineage: Eukaryota; Viridiplantae; Streptophyta; Magnoliopsida; Solanales; Convolvulaceae.
AGGGGGAGUGGGGGUUAGUUUGAGAAAAUGAUGUAAGAACAGGAGGGCAAUGAGUCAAACUUUAUCCAAAAGCCAAAAAAAAUACAGAGUUGAAUUGGCCACUCCUUUGCCACUCACUCAUCAUUCCCCAAGGCUCCAAGCUAAAAUCCAAAACAUAUUUUCGCAGUCCCAAAUUCACCAAAAAGAAAAAAAAAUCAGUUGAUUAAUCCUCUGGGUUUCUUAUGCCAUUAAUUUUGAAGAGCAUUUCAGGAGUCUUUUUCUCAGUUGGAUUUUUCUCUGUAAGGCAGGUAAAGUUGGAUUCUUCUACAGCUGAUUUGAGUGUGAAGGCCUCAUUUACUGAGUAGCCAUAAUUUGCUCCCUCCUUCCGGAUUUAGUCGUCCACAAUAAAAUCCGGACUGAAACGAAGAUUUGUCCAAGAUGGAGAUGGAAGAGGUACAGAAGAUUACUGUGAUCAAACCAGUAGCGACAAGGCCGAGCUGUUUUGCCUAUAAGCCAUUCCCUGAACUUCUUUCUGGUGCAAUGAAUGGACCGUCCAACCGUGGGUGCUCCCGGACACCCGCCAUCCGACCUAAGACAAUAAGACUGAAAUCUGCCGGAAUCCAUAACAGUAUUAUUGGAAAGGCUGAGCCAAUGGGCAUCUCAGUUUCCUCUUCUGGUGUCAACAUCUUGAAAUUAGAUGACAUACCAACCAUCAUAUACAAACCCACUGCGAAGCUACCUCCCGCGACAACCGUUCCUCACAACUUUAAUAUGAAAAGUUGCGCGCAUAAUCAGCAAAAAGAAGCAGGAGAUGAGUCAAAAAGAGUCAAAUCAUAUGAACACUCGAGGAUGACAUCAUCAUCACAGAACAAUAUAGAAGGGGAUGAGUGGUCGUUGCUUCAUCAGAGCAGUAGUGUGGACUACCUUUCAAACGACGGAUAUAAUUGGAGGAAAUACGGGCAGAAGCAAGUUAAGGGAAGUGAGUACCCGAGAAGUUACUAUAAGUGUACACAUCCAAAGUGCCCGGUGAAGAAGAAGGUUGAAAGAUUAUUAGUGGAUGAUGAGAUUGCUGAAAUUGUGUACAAUGGGGAGCAUAUCCAUCCUAAGCCUUGCCUUCCAAGUCCAAGGUACAACAGCCUGAGAGAUGGAGUACAACCACAUUCCAAUGAUAGCGUCUUGUGGAGUGAGCAAAUUACUCCUCUACAAAAUGAAGAUAAACUUAGCUCCAAGUUAUCUAGUAGAACUCCUCCACCACUCUUUGGUGCCUUUUCUACUCUGGGAAACUCUUGUGGCCCAAGCGGGAGGUGCGGAGAAGGAAGUCAAGGAUUGUUGGAAGCAGUAGGUGAUGACGAUGAUGAUCUGAAAGGAAAAAGAAGGAAAAGUAGGAGGGAAGCGAAGGAUGGAGGAAUUUUGAUGCAGGCUGGUAUUGGGAAUAUGGCAGAUUCUGAAGCCACGGGAGACGGAUACCGGUGGCGAAAGUAUGGUCAGAAGGUAGUCAAAGGGAACACAUACCCCAGGAGUUACUACAGGUGCACGAAUCCAAAGUGCAGUGUGAGGAAAUACGUAGAGAGAGCGACCGAUGAUCCCAAAUCCUUCAUCACAACGUACGAGGGAAAACACAACCAUGACGCUCCUACCAGAAGAACCCCCAAACCCUGAAACAUCUCCCCAAGACUUAGGAAGCUUUUUGGUGCAUUAAUUAAUUCACAAACGUGUUUUCUUUGUCACAUGUACACCACGGUUUGGAUCAAGGUUUGCACGUACGCUAUUUUUGUUCUCGCAGACACGCUAGCUAUGUUUGUGGGUACAGUGGCGUGUCUGUGUGAACAAAAAUAGAUGUUGAUGUAGGCCUUCAUUUUAACAAUAGGAACAUAUAAUUUUACUCCUAUUGCUGUUAAAUUGUACUUAUGGAAGCCCAUUUUCCUUGAAGUAUACCUCUGCUAGAGACUGUCUUUAAAAUUUAGGAUUCAUUUGGUCCUACAUGUGGGGUUGGAGAGGGUCAUUCAGGAAAUUCACUUCCCAUUCCAUUGGGGUUGUAUUGAG